This is a messenger RNA of Pipistrellus kuhlii (Kuhl's pipistrelle), 1342 nucleotides long. RefSeq lists its product as uncharacterized. Lineage: Eukaryota; Metazoa; Chordata; Mammalia; Chiroptera; Vespertilionidae. The transcript is spliced from 3 exons. The coding region runs from base 1 to 642 and encodes 213 amino acids. The record is from RefSeq and is a predicted model, not a curated record.
AUGCCAACGCGCCGCCGAGGAGGAGCGGAGCGGAGCCGGCUCGGGGCUCACGGGCGCGGCAUGGCUGCGGGAGGCCGGGCGGGAGGCGCGCUCGCAGCUGCUGCAGCGGCCGAGCCGGCGCGGGGACCCGCGCGCCCACCGCCGGGCCCCGGGCAGUGCCACCCGCGGCCGCCGCCUCACCACCCGUGCGGGGUCUCGCCGACCCCCAUGACCAGGCUGGCGGGCACCUCCCGGCAAGACACUGCACCCUGGAGCAGAGGCUUCGUCCAGCUCCCGAUCACACCCCUGGGGCGGCGGGGGGGGCGGCGGGGGGGGGCGAGGAAGAUCCGCUCCGCGGGGGCCGGGCGAGGAGAGGACGCUCACGAGAGCCCGAGCAAGCGGAGCUGCGCUCCACGCCGGGGAAGUUUCCCGUUGGAGCCGUCUGGAGUUGUAAUGUGUAUUGCAGAAAAUUUUCAAGAGCAAAUAUGUAAAAGAGAAGAAACUAAAAUUACCAGUUACCACAAUUACUCUAAGAUAAAAAUUGCUUUCAACUUCCUUUUGCCAACAGGUCCAACAGAGAUUGAUCUUGAUGUACCUGGACUCUGGAAAGCGGUGGUGGAGGCUGGGCCUGGAUUGCAUUAUAGUAAAGGCAACCUGAGAUGACUCUGGGGUAUGGGGAACUUGGGGGAAGCAAUGAUCAAAUAGGGUUUCAUUUACACCUUUGCUUGUAAUUUAGAUGUCUUGUCUAGAUUAAAGCCAUUAGUGGGCACAAAUGGAGAAAAUGUGUUUGAGUGUGAUAUGGUUUGAAUUUCUAAUAUCUAACUCUGAAUCAAAACCAGAGACAAGAGUAAUAUGGACAUACAGAAGAAGCCAGAGAGAAUCAAGACUGUUUGGUUAAGGGUUGUAUCUGAUUUCAUGAUAAAGGGGAAGUUAGGACACAUAAUAGAAAUCACUAUAUAUUAUUUAUGUAUAGUCAGGGUGCUAUAUUAAAUUUAUAAUGAAUUUUCUAUGGUUCUCGCCAUAGAGUAUGGAUUCAGUCAUUUUCAAGACACAUUUGGUAAUUUCCAUAAAUUCCCAUGGUAAUGAACCCCUUCAGGUACUGUUAAACACAAGCUGUCUGAACUGGGGUGGAUUACAUCAGACUAGAGUCAAUAGUCUGUAAAUGGUCCUUCUUCUCAGAAUUCUGUCUCAGUGAGACCUGUUUUUAUAAUGAAAUGGAAACCUCCUUCCCCCAGAAUUUCUUGUAAGAAGAAUUUCAUUUUUAUUGAAUUGAUUGGGGUGACAUUGGUUAAUAAAAUUAUAUAGGUUUCAGAUGUACAAUUCUAUCAUAUGUCAUUGGUAUAUUGUAUUGUGGAUAUACACC